AUGGCAGUUCCUGCAUAUGCUAAUAUUCAUUGGGAUGGUUUUUCAAAAAUUAUUCAAUUGGGUAAACGGAUAAGUUUUAAUCAAUUGGUCGGUAAAAUUGCUCGUGCAAUUGGAUUAUCCGAGAAUAAUGAAUUUAUAGAGACGAUUAGUUUUAGAAAGCCUACAAUUGUGGAUGGAUUCUUACAAUUUGAAUGUAUGGAGAUAUGGGGUGAAGAUGAUGUAUCUAGUAUAUUUAAUUACUUGUAUCAAAUUGGUGGUAUACCUGGUAUAGAAAUAUAUGUUAAGAUACUUCGUUGUGUUGAUACUACAAAUGAAGAUACUGAUAUUGGUCCAUCUGAAACUGCUGUUGAAUCAAAUGAUAAACCAUGUGAAGAGCAAAAUAUAGUUGAUGAUUAUGGUUUAUCUGAUAGUCUUGCAGGGCCGUCAAUUAAUUUAUCUGAUACAGUAGAGAAUGAGGACGAGGACGAGGAUGAGGACGACGAUGAUUCAUGGAUGUCUACUGAGGAUGAUGAUGAUGAUGGUAAUGGUCAGGAGGAUAUUGGGAGUGAGUCUCGAUAUUGCAACACACAAUUUCCUAAUCCUAUUGUACCUGUUGUUCAUCCUCCCCCAUAUGCAGAAAUAGACUUCGAUUUGUUGAUGGUGGAUUCUUAUGAUAAGCCAGAAGGUCGUUACUUUUGGGAUCCUUCUAAAGAGUUUUCAGUUGGGAUGAUAUUUUUUUCGAGAGAUGCAGUGGCUGCGGCUGCAAAAGAAUAUCAUCUAAGACAUCACCAUCAAUUUUGUUAUCAUGAAACAAGGGAGAAGACGUAUUCUAUAAAGUGUAAAGACAAAGACAGUGGAUGUGCAUGGAGGCUUCGAGCAUCCAAGAAAGAAGGGGAGGAUAUAUGGAAAAUUACGGGAUAUAAUGGACCGCACACAUGUACAAAUCCUCAGUUGACAAAAAACUAUAGCCAAUUGGAUGAGAAUUUUAUUUGUUCAUUCAUAUUUGCAUUAAUUGAACAGCAACCCGAUAUAAAAAUUGUUGCCCUACCAUGA
Messenger RNA from Manihot esculenta (cassava), 1032 nucleotides. RefSeq lists its product as uncharacterized. The transcript is spliced from 2 exons. The record is from RefSeq and is a predicted model, not a curated record. Lineage: Eukaryota; Viridiplantae; Streptophyta; Magnoliopsida; Malpighiales; Euphorbiaceae. The coding region runs from base 1 to 1032 and encodes 343 amino acids.